Molecule: messenger RNA, 1147 nt
Organism: Dipodomys spectabilis (banner-tailed kangaroo rat)
Lineage: Eukaryota; Metazoa; Chordata; Mammalia; Rodentia; Heteromyidae
Gene: Rfxap
Product: regulatory factor X associated protein
Exons: 4
Coding region: 1-990 (329 amino acids)
Biological process (GO): regulation of transcription by RNA polymerase II
Cellular component (GO): nucleus
Source: RefSeq, a predicted model, not a curated record
AUGACCUGUGCAAGGGAAAUUGUUUGUGUCAUUCAGCCAACAGGUGAACAGGGCACCAAACUGUUCCGGGCGCCUUCCAGGAGCCGGAGUCGGGAGUCGGAGACUUCGAGUGUGGAAAGCUCGGGGUCGCCGACCCCGCCGCGUGCCAGAAGCACGGAGGUGCAGGGUGUCCCCGAGAGUCCGGGGCCGGGCUCGGCGGGUGGCGUCCCGCGUCCCGGGGCCCCGGCCCCCGCGGCGGCCGCCGGCCUGGCCGCGGCCCCCGUGGCGGCGCCCGGCUCGCAGUUCACGCUGCUGGUGAUGCGGCCGUGCGCGGGGCCCGACGAGGCCGAGGGCGGCCUGAGGCAGGCGCCGACCCCGGCCCCCGCGCGGGGCGCCGCCGGCCCCGGCCGGCCCCUCGGAUACCUGUGCGAGGUGGCGGGCGAGGCGGAGGAGGAGGCGGCGGAGGACGACGCGGACUUGCUGGACACUUCCGACCCCCCCGGAGGAGGCGAAAGUACCGCCAGCCCCGAGGACCUGGAGGACGAGGACGCCCCCUCGGGGGGCGAGGGCGGCGGCGGCCGGAGGCGGGGCGGCGGCGCCAGCAAGACCUGCACCUACGAGGGCUGCCGCGAGACGACCAGCCAGGUGGCCAAGCAGCGCAAGCCGUGGAUGUGCAAGAAGCACCGCAACAAGAUGUACAAGGACAAGUACAAGAAGAAGAAGAGCGACCAGGCCCUGAACUGCGGCGGCGGGGCUGCCUCGGCCGGCGGCGCGGGCAGCGUCAAAGUGGAGGAAACUGCAGACAAUAUACUCUCCAUUGUAAAACAAAGAACAGGAUCUUUUGGGGAUCGUCCUGCAAGACCUACUCUUUUAGAACAAGUGUUAAAUCAGAAACGACUGUCAUUACUAAGAAGUCCAGAAGUGGUGCAGUUUUUACAGAAACAGCAACAACUCCUAAAUCAGCAAGUUUUGGAGCAAAGACAGCAGCAGUUUCCAGGAGCUUCAGUGUGAGGGAGUUUACCAAGAACUUCUGUGUGGUUUUGUUGUACAGUAAUAGAUGUACAUAUUUUUAUACUAAAAGAAUAAUGAAUAAGUUAGGCCAGUAGAACAUGAACAUUUUCUUGUAAAUGUAUGUGUGCAUUUGGGGGUAAAUAAGUAUUAUACUUUU